This is a messenger RNA of Racocetra persica, 322 nucleotides long. NCBI's taxonomy places the organism in Eukaryota, Fungi, Glomeromycota, Glomeromycetes, Diversisporales, Gigasporaceae. The record is from the annotation of a GenBank genome assembly.
AUGGAAAAUAAUAUAAACAAUAUACCCAUUGAAUUUUUAACUUGCAAUGGUUGCCGUCAAAAUUCUUCUAAUAAACGGAAAAGAUCUAUAACAACUGAUGAUACUCUAUUUAAUGAUGAAUUAGAAAUUAUUGAAUUAGAUUUUUUAAGUGAAAGUGUUGUAGAGGUUUUAGAAAAUGCACAAUCAAAUUCAGAUUUUCAUUUCCAUUGUGGAAUAAAUAUUAGAAAUUAUGAUGGUUCAAAUAAAGACUUAGCAAGUGAGAUUGUUGAACAAAUUGAGAAUGCAGACAAAUACAAUUGGAUUUAUAAUCGUCAAUAUAAUG